Tricharina praecox is the source of this 1248-nucleotide messenger RNA. RefSeq names its product ribose 5-phosphate isomerase A. Gene Ontology annotation, molecular function: ribose-5-phosphate isomerase activity. The record is from RefSeq and is a predicted model, not a curated record. Gene Ontology annotation, cellular component: intracellular membrane-bounded organelle. Gene Ontology annotation, biological process: pentose-phosphate shunt, non-oxidative branch; D-ribose metabolic process. Bases 232 to 1155 code for a protein of 307 amino acids. The transcript is spliced from 2 exons. Lineage: Eukaryota; Fungi; Ascomycota; Pezizomycetes; Pezizales; Pyronemataceae.
UGCUCUCGUCAACAUCUCGCCCGGUACACCUUACAUACACGAUGCCGCUAACCCCGAGCGACGCCCUCGUUAUAUAGCAAUGCCCUCCCGCCCCGCUGAGUAGAGUGCUCGAAAUCUAGACAAGGGACUAUAUCCGGCUAGCGCCAAAUACACUCCCCCCACUCUGCCCCGCCAUCUUCACACUCCCAACGCCUCCACAGCCUCCAAAUCUAAAUUCCACCACACUCACAAAUGGCCGCCAUAAUCGAAGGCGCGAAGCGCCUCGCCGCCUAUCGGGCGGUCGACGAACAUUUUCCACCCAACGCCCGCUUCGUCGGCAUCGGCUCCGGCAGCACAGUCGUCUACGUCGUUGAGCGAAUAGCGCAGCUACCGCGCGAGCGCACCGACCACGUCGUUUUCGUUCCGACGGGCUUCCAAUCGCGCGAGCUGAUUCUUCGCGCCGGGCUAAAGCUCGGAAGCGUCGACAUGGCCACCGAGCCUCUCGAGGUCGUCUUCGACGGCGCCGACGAGGUCGACCCCUACCUCAACUGUAUCAAGGGUGGCGGUGCGUGUCUGUUCCAAGAGAAAUUGGUCGCCAUCAGUGGACGGAAGUUUGUCGUUGUUGCUGAUUUCAGAAAACUCUCUCCAAGCCUGAGCACACACUACGCGCCAGGCGUUCCGAUCGAAGUCGUCCCAAUGGCGGCCAACUACGUCCUGUCGCGGUUGUCCGCGCUCGGCAGCACCACGCCCACCAUCCGCAUGGGUGGCGCCGCAAAGGCGGGCCCGUGCAUCACCGACAACGGCAAUUUCAUUAUCGACGCGCCGUUCCAGGAUGGGUUCAUCCCGAGCGCUUCGUCGUCGAUUUCCCCGCCGAGGCCGUUGUCGCCUGCUAGCAGCGCGGUCGCGGUCGAUACUGGGUUGAAUCCCGAUACGGGACACGAGAGGGUUGGCGGGAGUAAUGUGCUCGGUAAGGAAGAGGGUCAUCCUGGUGCGGCUGUAGGCAUGGGUUUGGGCUCGAACGAGAAUGUGGAGGAGAUGGCGAGGACGCUGAAGAGUAUCGUUGGUGUCGUAGAGCAUGGCAUCUUCUGGUCCGGCGACAGGAAGCCAGUCAUGGCGUACUUUGGAAUGGAGGAUGGCAGUGUGGCCGUUAGGGGGAACAUGGGACAUCAUUCAUAGCACUGUUCCGGGUCCAGAGAGGGGAUAUGGAUGUACAAUUAUCUGUUGUGCGAAUCUAAAAACUGGAAUACCUAUGACAAUGAUAUAUAAACU